This is a messenger RNA of Camellia sinensis, 3680 nucleotides long. RefSeq names its product mechanosensitive ion channel protein 6-like. Gene Ontology annotation, cellular component: plasma membrane. NCBI's taxonomy places the organism in Eukaryota, Viridiplantae, Streptophyta, Magnoliopsida, Ericales, Theaceae. Gene Ontology annotation, molecular function: mechanosensitive monoatomic ion channel activity. Gene Ontology annotation, biological process: monoatomic anion transport; transmembrane transport. The record is from RefSeq and is a predicted model, not a curated record.
AAACAAAAAUGGAGUUGUGCAACAAACACAAAAUUAAUUUACAGAAACAAUCUCAGACAAAACACAAAAAGAGUGGUAUUGUGAACUAUUUUUAUGCACAUAAUUUUUCCCAACAGUUUAGCUACAUAUGAUAUCACCAUAAAGAGAGAAAUUAUUAUAUAUUACAAAAACGGCAACAUCCACCAUAAUCGAGAUAUUUUUCAUUUGAAAUUAAUAUAUGUUUUAAUAUUUUCACAUAUUUUAAAGAUAGAGUUUUAUCUUCAUUUCAAUAUUGAACAAUGGUAGGGGAGUACUCUUUUUCUAACAGGUAAAUACACUUUUUACUAAAAUAAAUAUACUUUUUAACCUUUAUCAAAAAAAAAUAUUUUUAAUAAUUUUUAAAAUAUUUAAACCUUAUUUUAUUUUAUUCACAAUAUUAAACAAUGUCAAAAGACUCUCACACUUUGACAUUUGUCUUUGAAUAUUGCAAUAGUAACACCAUAAUGUUUUAAUAAAUGUAAGUCCACUCAAAAAGCAUUAACUCAAAGAUAUUAUACUGAUUAGAUUAUCGAUAUCUCUUAUCGUCAAUAUACAUAUAAUUAUAUGCAUUAGAGUCAACAAAUAUACAAUUUGAUAAUUAGAGCACUAAUAUUUUAGGAGCUCGGUGUUUUGCUUUGUGGCAUUUCCCAAUAAAAUAAUUUAGUUUCUAGAAGAAAGUAAAAAAAAAAUAAUUUGUUUAGUGUUGAUAUAUAGUUAACACCAAAUAAAUAUAAUUUGUGUAAACUAUUUGGUCCCACCCUAUAAUUUGUGUGAACUAUUUGGUCCCACUCUCCACUCCACUGAGUCUCAUGAUUGACUCAUACAAUACAAGCACUCAAAAGAAAGUUAAUCCUCCAUUACAUGCGCGUCAACACUAUAUUAUAUAUAUCACUUCGACGACAACGAUGAAGAUCACAAACCACCACAGAGAAGUCAUCAUGGUCGACAGCAGGGAUUUCACCGUGAACAUUGACGGCGGCGAGGACGUGGACGCCGGAGUGCGUCCCGCAGGUGAUGGGAACAAGAUUUGGCGGGAAACAAGCUACGAUUUCAAUCCCAACAACCACCACAAUAAUCGAGUUUCAAAGUUUUCUUUUCUAUCACAGUCCUCGAAUGUGGAUGAUAUCGAUUACGAAGAAACAUCCAAGCACGGUGAAGUAGGAGAAGAAGAAGAAAUGGGUUCAAAAGAGUUUCGAAAUUCUCUGCGGCGGCCGAGUUUUUCUCCGGCCGUCGCUAACGGCGGAGGAGAGGUGGUGAGGUGUGCGUCAUACCAGAGGAGACACAGCAUGCUGAGGACAAAGACGAAGUCCAGAUUGAUAGACCCGGAUCCGGAACCAAGAACUCGAAAAGCUGUGAAGUUGGGAAAAUUGCGGUCUGGGUUGCUAGGGAGGGCCACCGGGAUGUUAGCGAAAGGAACAGAGGAAGAAGAGGAUGACCCAUUGUUCGAUGAAGACAUUCCAGACGAGUACAAGAGAACCAAUGUCAAUGCAUUCACUAUAGUCCAAUGGGUUAGUCUUGUUUUGAUUGUUGGAGCUCUGAUUUGCAGCCUUUCGGUUCCAAAGUUGAAAGGUCGCAAACUCAGAGGACUCCUAUGGUGGAAAUGGGAGGUUUUGGUUCUGGUUUUGAUAUGUGGUAGGUUGGUCUCUGGUUGGGGGGUUAGAAUUCUAGUUUUCUUCAUCGACCGCAAUUUUCUUCUGCGAAAAAGGGUUCUGUAUUUCGUGUAUGGAGUGAGGGAGGCGGUUCAGAAUUGUAUCUGGUUGGGUUUGGUUUUGAUUGGUUGGCAUUACCUGUUUCAUAAAACGGUUGAGAGACAGACAAACAUCAAGUUUCUUCUGUUUGUGAAUAAGGUUCUGGUUUCUUUCUUGGUUGCCGCAGUGUUAUGGCUUGUGAAGACCCUUGUGGUUAAGAUCCUUGCGUCUUCCUUCCACGUGAGCACGUUCUUUGAUCGAAUUCAGGAGUCAGUGUUCAAUCAAUAUGUGAUUGAAACGCUGUCUGGUCUGCCUUCGAUUGAAAUAAAGAACAUUGAGGAAGAUGAGGAGAGGACAACGGCUGAGGUUUGGAAGCAUGAAAAACCGCAGAGAACUUCAAGCCAAAAGUUUUCUAGGGAAUCUUCCGAAAAGCAAGGCGAGGGGAUACUAAUUGAUCAUUUGCAUAAGCUGAAGCCUAAAAAUAUCUCUGCUUGGAAUAUGAAGAGAUUGAUUAGAAUUGUUCGUCAUGGGGAGUUGUCUAUGCUGGAUAAGCAGAUACUAGAAUCAACUAAUGGUGAUGAGCCUAUCACGCAGAUUAGAAGCGAAUCAGAGGCAAAAGUUGCAGCGAGGAAGAUCUUCCAAAAUGUGGUUAAGAGGGGUUCCAGGUUCAUCUACCUAGAAGAUGUGCUGCGUUUCAUGUUAGAAGAUGAGGCUUUGAAGACCAUGAGUCUUUUGGGAGGCUCACCUGAAAGUGAAAAAAUAAGCCAGUCUUCUCUGAAGAACUGGGUGGUUAAUGCUUUUAGAGAACGAAGAGCGCUUGCCUUGACACUUAAUGAUACAAAAACUGCUGUCAACAAACUUCAUCAUAUGGUGAAUGUACUAGUUGUCAUCGUUAUAGCGGUUGUUUCUCUCUUCAUACUAGGAAUUGCAACCAGCAGAUUUCUAUUCCUCAUAAGCUCUCAGAUUGUCGUUGUGGCAUUCAUAUUUGGAAACUCGUGCAAGACUGUAUUUGAAGCCAUUGUCUUUUUAUUUGUGAUGCACCCAUAUGAUGUAGGUGAUCAGUGUGAGAUUGAUGGAGUUCAGAUGGUAGUUGAAGAGAUGAAUAUCUUGACUACCAUUUUUCUGAGAUUAGACAACCAAAAGAUUAUAUAUCCGAAUAGCAUUCUUUCUACAAAGCCUAUCAGUAACUACUAUCGUAGUUCAGACAUGGGCGAUUCAAUUGAUUUCUGUGUCCAUAUUGCAACUCCAAUAGAGAAGAUUGCUAUCAUUAGGCAAAGAAUAAUAAGUUAUGUUGAAAGCAAGAAGGACCACUGGUAUCCUUCGCCGUUGGUGGUACCGAUGGACCUGGUGGGAUUAAACGAUUUGAAACUAUCAGUGUGGCUGAGGCAUCGUAUGAACCACCAAGACAUGGGUGAGAAGUGGUUAAGGAGAGCCUUCGUGAUAGAAGAGAUGAUUAAAAUUUUCAAAGAACUUGAUAUGGAAUACCGCUUGCUUUCCCUUGACAUCAACAUCCGCAACAUGCCCCCUAUAAGCUCCACUUGCUGUCCCAAUCAUCAUGACCAUUAUGAAGUUGAGCAUGAUAGAAUUUGAUGAUCUUGAACAAAUUUUUGAUGAUCUUGAACAAGUUUCUUCUAACUGGACAGCCUCUAAUAAGUGAGCAAUCACAUUAUGCGGGUGGGAGAGAGAAUUUCCGUUACCUUGCCUUAUUCUUGUGUAGUGUUUUUUGUUUUUUUUUUUCUCUUAUCCUCUCUUUAUUUGGUUUGUAUUUUUCUUUUUGUGUUUACCAUGUUCAAUUUCUAUUUAGUACACCAUGUACAUGCAUGAACCAGCUGUACAGCCUCCAGGAGUUUCGCCUUCUCUCUGGAAGGGCUGGGCCAAAUUUACUAAGGCAUUGGUAAUCUUUGUACAAAUCUUGUGACAUGAGAUUGUGUAUUCCUAUUAUGAAGUUGGCAUUGAGGUCUUUUGAUUUUUGUA